Messenger RNA from Equus quagga, 10269 nucleotides. It is a transcript of the gene RASAL2, whose product is annotated as RAS protein activator like 2. The record is from RefSeq and is a predicted model, not a curated record. The transcript is spliced from 18 exons. Lineage: Eukaryota; Metazoa; Chordata; Mammalia; Perissodactyla; Equidae. The coding region runs from base 153 to 4016 and encodes 1287 amino acids. Gene Ontology annotation, biological process: regulation of GTPase activity.
GGCGGCGGGGACGGAGGUGAGCGGCUCCGCGCCGGCAGCCGCUCGGUCCUGCCCCCGCCGCGGCGCUCUCCUCCUCCUCCCCGCGGGCAGGGCGCCGAGCCGCGCGCCCGCCCCGCCGCCGCCGCCGCCGCCGCCUCGUCCCUCCGGGCACCAUGGAGCUCUCGCCGUCGUCCGGAGGAGCCGCAGAGGCGCUGUCCUGGCCGGAGAUGUACCCGGCACUGGAGUCCGACUCGCCGCUGCCCCCGGAGGAGCUGGACGCGGUUGUCCCAGUCAGUGGGGCCGUGGCCGGUGGCAUGCUGGAUCGGAUCCUUCUGGAGUCCGUGUGCCAGCAGCAGAGCUGGGUCCGGGUGUACGAUGUGAAAGGGCCACCUACCCAUCGUCUGUCUUGUGGCCAGUCACCCUACACUGAGACGACAACAUGGGAACGGAAAUUUUGCAUCCUCACAGACAGCCAGUUGGUGUUGCUCAACAAAGAGAAGGAGAUACCUGUGGAGGGAGGACAGGAGCAGCAGACAGAUUCCACCAAAGGGCGAUGUCUGAGGAGAACUGUCAGUGUCCCUUCCGAGGGUCAGUUUCCUGAGUACCCACCAGAGGGCGCAGCUAAACUGGAGGUGCCAGCAGAAAGGUCCCCCCGCAGACGGAGUAUCUCAGGGACCAGUACGUCAGAAAAACCCAACUCCAUGGACACUGCAAAUACCUCACCCUUCAAAGUACCAGGAUUCUUCAGCAAGCGCCUGAAAGGCUCCAUCAAGAGGACCAAAAGCCAGUCAAAGCUUGACAGAAACACGAGCUUUCGGCUUCCAUCCCUCCGUAAUACAGAUGACAGGUCUCGUGGGCUGCCUAAACUAAAGGAGUCACGUUCCCAUGAAUCCUUGCUGAGCCCAUGCAGUGCAGUGGAGUGUCUUGAUCUUGGUAGAGGAGAGCCUGUAUCAGUGAAACCACUCCAUAGCAGCAUCCUUGGACAAGACUUCUGCUUUGAGGUUACCUACUUAAGUGGAAGUAAAUGCUUCAGCUGUAACUCUGCUUCAGAGAGAGAUAAGUGGAUGGAAAACCUUCGCAGGACAGUUCAACCAAAUAAGGACAAUUGCAGACGAGCUGAAAAUGUUCUUCGUUUAUGGAUCAUUGAAGCCAAGGACCUUGCCCCUAAAAAGAAAUAUUUCUGUGAACUGUGCCUUGAUGAUACCCUCUUUGCUCGUACAACCAGCAAGACCAAAGCAGACAAUAUUUUCUGGGGUGAACAUUUUGAAUUCUACAGCCUUCCACCUCUUCAUAGCAUCACAGUUCACAUUUAUAAAGAUGUGGAAAAAAAGAAGAAAAAAGACAAGAAUAAUUAUGUAGGGCUAGUCAACAUCCCCACUGCCAGUGUGACUGGUCGCCAAUUUGUAGAAAAGUGGUAUCCUGUGAGUACACCUACACCCAACAAAGGAAAGACGGGAGGACCUUCUAUUCGAAUUAAAUCACGUUUCCAGACUAUCACCAUUCUGCCUAUGGAGCAAUACAAAGAAUUUGCAGAAUUUGUCACCAGCAACUAUACCAUGCUGUGUUCUGUCCUUGAACCAGUAAUUAGUGUGAGAAAUAAAGAAGAAUUAGCCUGUGCCUUAGUGCACAUUCUUCAGAGUACUGGCAGAGCCAAGGAUUUUCUGACCGAUUUGGUGAUGUCUGAGGUGGAUCGAUGUGGAGAGCAUGAUGUCUUGAUCUUCAGAGAGAACACCAUUGCCACCAAAUCCAUUGAGGAAUACCUCAAGUUGGUGGGACAACAGUAUCUUCAUGACGCUUUGGGGGAGUUCAUCAAAGCUUUGUAUGAGUCAGAUGAGAACUGUGAGGUGGAUCCCAGCAAAUGUUCAUCUAGUGAACUGAUAGACCAUCAGAGCAACCUGAAAAUGUGCUGUGAGCUGGCUUUCUGCAAGAUCAUCAACUCUUACUGCGUUUUCCCUCGUGAGUUGAAAGAAGUGUUUGCAUCAUGGAAGCAGCAGUGCCUGAACCGUGGCAAGCAAGACAUCAGCGAGCGGCUCAUCAGUGCCUCAUUGUUUCUCCGUUUUCUGUGCCCGGCCAUUAUGUCUCCCAGUCUUUUCAACCUUAUGCAGGAGUAUCCUGAUGACCGCACGUCUCGGACUCUGACUCUAAUUGCCAAAGUCAUUCAGAACCUGGCUAACUUUGCCAAAUUUGGUAACAAAGAGGAGUACAUGGCAUUCAUGAAUGAUUUUUUAGAACAUGAAUGGGGUGGAAUGAAACGCUUUCUUUUGGAGAUCUCUAAUCCAGACACCAUCUCAAAUACCCCAGGCUUUGAUGGUUACAUUGAUCUAGGCCGAGAACUUUCAGUUUUGCAUUCCUUACUGUGGGAAGUAGUUUCCCAACUUGAUAAGGGUGAAAAUUCCUUCCUACAGGCGACCGUGGCAAAAUUGGGACCUCUCCCUCGUGUUCUUGCUGAUAUUACCAAGUCUCUGACUAAUCCUACACCAAUACAACAGCAACUAAGACGCUUCACUGAGCAUAACUCCAGUCCAAAUGUCAGUGGAAGCCUCUCCUCUGGGCUGCAGAAAAUAUUUGAAGACCCCACUGACAGUGAUUUGCAUAAACUAAAAUCUCCAAGCCAGGACAACACAGAUAGCUAUUUCAGAGGGAAAACAUUGUUGCUGGUUCAACAAGCCUCCUCUCAGAGCAUGUCUUAUUCUGAAAAGGACGAAAAGGAAGGUAGCCUUCCUAAUGGUCGGAGCAUCUCCCUCAUGGACCUUCAGGACACUCACGCUGCUCAAGUGGAGCAUGCAUCUGUCAUGCUUGAUGUGCCUAUGCGCUUGACCGGAAGCCAGCUCUCCAUAACCCAGGUGGCCAGCAUCAAACAACUGCGGGAAACCCAGAGCACUCCCCAGAGUGCACCCCAAGUGAGAAGGCCCCUGCAUCCAGCCUUGAACCAGCCAGGCACCCUCCAGCCCUUGUCAUUCCAGAACCCGGUCUAUCACCUCAAUAACCCAAUUCCCGCAAUGCCAAAGGCCUCUGUGGAUUCCAGUUUGGAGAACCUAAGCACUGCCAGUUCCAGAAGCCAAAGUAACAGUGAAGACUUCAAGCUCAGUGGACCCAGCAAUAGCAGCAUGGAGGAUUUCACCAAACGUAGCACUCAGAGUGAGGACUUCUCCAGGCGGCACACUGUGCCCGACAGACACAUACCUCUUGUUCUGCCACGGCAAAACAGUACUGGGCAGGCCCAAAUUCGAAAAAUGGACCAGCCUGGGUUAGGUGCCCGAGCCAAAGCCCCACCAUCCCUGCCACACAGUGCUUCCUUACGUAGCACGGGGAGCAUGUCGGUGGCAUCUGCAGCUCUGGUGGCCGAACCUGUGCAGAAUGGGAGCCGGUCCCGGCAGCAGUCCUCUUCCUCCAGAGAAAGCCCUGUUCCCAAAGUGAGAGCAAUCCAGAGACAACAGACACAGCAGGUUCAGUCACCUGUGGACUCUGCCACAAUGUCCCCAGUGGAGAGGACAGCAGCCUGGGUGCUGAACAAUGGGCAAUAUGAAGAAGAUGUGGAAGAAACUGAGCAAAAUCAAGAUGAAGCCAAGCAUGCUGAGAAGUAUGAACAGGAAAUUACUAAACUGAAGGAGCGCCUGAGAGUGUCCAGCCGUCGGCUGGAGGAGUAUGAACGCCGGUUGCUGGUGCAGGAGCAGCAGAUGCAGAAGCUGCUGCUGGAAUACAAGGCCCGGCUGGAGGACAGCGAGGAGCGCCUACGCAGGCAGCAGGAAGAGAAAGACAGCCAGAUGAAGAGCAUCAUCAGCAGGCUAAUGGCUGUGGAAGAAGAAUUGAAAAAGGAUCAUGCUGAGAUGCAAGCAGUUAUUGACGCAAAGCAAAAAAUAAUUGAUGCACAGGAAAAACGGAUCGUGUCCUUGGAUUCGGCCAACACCAGACUGAUGAGCGCACUGACCCAAGUGAAGGAGCGAUACAGCAUGCAGGUCCGCAAUGGCAUCUCCCCCACCAACCCCACCAAGCUUUCCAUCACGGAGAAUGGUGAAUUCAAAAACAGCAGCUGCUGACGGGCUUUGUGAAUAGACAGACUGGGAGGAGACAGAAGGAAAUUUCCCCACUCUCCAGUCCCCAGCCCUUUACCCAAACCCACCAGGUCUACAGAAUGUUGCUACUUCAAAAGCAUUGUGGCAAGAAACUCUUGAAUGAAGAAAGGAACCUUGUCUUUCAGGGCAUAAGGCUAAGACUUCCAAGGUCGAUGCUUUACCCUCAUGUCUCUAUGUACAUAGGGAACUUAGUUCUGGGCCAUGUACAGAAAAUACCACUGUAAUAUACCAAAAGGAAGUUAAUAAUGUAGAUUACCUUUUUAAUUAUUGCUAUUUUUAUUAUUGUUUUCCUCUUUGUUGAAAGCACUGCAGUUGUUAGAGGAGAAAAGUAGGAACUAUGUGUGCGUGAGAAAUGAGCCCAGGGGUUCAGUAGGUAGAGACCAAGUAUCUGUCUGAUAGAAGCACAUGGUGUGCAAUAGGACAUUGUCAGAAUGAAUUUUUCAGGGAUUCACCUGCCAGUUUAAUAACCCCACUCUGGCCCCCUUGUCCUUUAGGAAAACAUGCAAAUACCAAGAUCCAAACAAAACAGUUUAUCCCAUUGAUCAACCAAGACUGGUUCUGGAUGGACAGCUGAUCUGAUUUGGGGAUGCACUGUUUCAGAGGACACAGAUAAGAGCUGUUGCAUCAAAACUGGACUUUAGGAGUGAUUUCUACUGAACUCCUGUUGAUGUGUAUUUCCUUCUGUCAGUAGCAGAUAGGAAUUUUCCAUUUUAGAUAGGGGGCGCUUUUUUUUACUCCAGUUGUAAUAAAGGGUGUUCUUUUUCCUCUUUAGAAUUUACAAAGCUAUAAAUAUUUGUGUCUCUAUAUACCACCUUCAUCUUCACACACCCACUGCCCUUUCCUCCCCCAUGGUGGGAGCAGUCAUCACCAACAGGGUUUACUCUCCCCUGGAGAGGUUAUUCAAAGAUGCUGUCCAUAAGCCAUCUGAAGUCAGCACCCUUUCUUCUGCACAGAAAAGGGCUAACCAUCCCAUAGCAGGAAUCUCUGAAUAUUUCCUAUUUAGAAAAAAAAAAAAGACAUUUUCUAUUGGUAAGUUAUAAUUUUUGUUUGGUAUGAAGAUUUUAUCCAUUGUACUAGCAAAUCUCCGGGCACAGUAAUCUUAUCUCAGUCUUUAACUUUUAAAUUGCUUCUUUUCCUAAUCCUCUCAGUAAAAUUUGGAAAGGAAAUCCAAAGCUGAAGCAUCACUCUCUUAAAAGUCAUGAUUACUCUUAUAAAAAAGAAAAAGUGUGAAGAUGGCACAUUCCAGUUGUUAUUCCCACGCUCUUAGUAGAUUUGGCAAUAAUGACCCAGUUUCACCAAUUGUCAUCCUUGGCUUUAUUGUGGGACAGAAACAAGUCAUGGAAGCUAGUUUACUUCCUUUUUUCCAGAGGUGUGAAAUGUCAUCUUGAAUGCAGACUUGAUUAUCAGAAGUAUGGAAUGUUACAUGUUAAACAGAUAUUAUAUAUACAAAUAUAUAUACAUAUAUAUUCACACGUAUGUACAUAUAACUGCACAAAUAGGAAAAGUUCAUGCCUUCUAUGCUGUCAGAUAUAAUGUUAAAAGGGUUUUGAAUCUCUUUAAGCAAGAUCUAAGCGGUCGUUUAUAUUGAGAAAGCAACAACAUUUCUCAAAUAAGUUAAUGAUGUUUAUUUAAGUAAAUUAUAAACUUUAGGGAAAUUUUUAAAAAGGAAAGGGGGAGAGAAAACCAAAAAGAAGGAUCUGAGGGAGCCAUAUGCAUGGAGUGGGUGUUUCUAUGGAGCAGAAUGUUUAUGAGGGAACAGGAGUGAAGCCCAGACAGACCCCAAGCCCCCCUUUCACCACGCCAUGCUUGCGCACUGCUCUCUCUCAGUGGAUCUUUAUGUCGGACCUUGCAUCGUCAUCAACAUCACCAUGGCCCCCCAGCCCCAACCUUCUAAAACAUUUCCCUUCAUAACACUCCCAUGUCUCCCAGUCAGAUCUAAAACAGGGUUCUGCUCCUUGUGCUUAUCUGAUCUGCAGACUUCAGGCCCACAUGUUUUGGCACUUGUAUAUUUUCUUGACCAUUAGUAGUUACCCUACACAUUCUUAUCCCUUCCCUCCAAGCUGAGGGCAUACUGUGGUCAAAAUCACUUAUUUUAAUAGGAAAAAAUUGCCAAUUCUGAAAUAGUAGUGCCCCUUGUUGGAAGAGGGGGGAUUGUAUACAUAGUCUGUACUUGUUUGUGGCUAUUCUCAGCUCUAGCCAUGUUUAAUUAAUUCUUUGUAAAAGCCUUCAACUGUGCCACAGAAAACCUGGUAAAAAGAAUUGUCCGUUUUGAUGGCCUUAAGUAUGUAACGUGGUUCAUGUCUUGCAUUGAGGUUUGAAAGCUCUCAGGUGUUGGUUAUGGAUUACAGAGGGCUGAUAAACAUCCCUAUAUUGGGGGAUUGGGGAAGACACAAAAUUAAAUGUUUUUGGUGGAUGCCAUAUGUUUUGCUGGCAUUGUGAGAGCUCUCUAGAGGGCUGCCUACUUUGGAAGAUUAAAUGCUCAAAAAGUUUGCAUAGAUUAUGCAGCUCUCUAUUAUCAGGUUACCUUGAAUGAAGAGAAAACGAGUGAAAAAAAUUAAGGUUAGAAGUAAGCUAGAAGUUGAGAGUUGUUGCCAGAUGUUAAAUUUUAGAGUAUCCUUUGAGCCUAUCCCUAUCCAAAUAUUUUUCUGAGUAUUUGUUUAGAGAAUGCUGCAAUCUUUAGAAUUAUUCUGUAAGGUUUUUUUAAGUAUGGAGGAAGGCAGCAACAGCUGAUAAUUUUUAUGGAGGUGUUGCUUAAUUGGCUUUUCUUCAGCCCAAAUAGGUACAUACCUCCUGUUUUGCUGGGAGGAGGUACAUGGUUGAAGACAAGCAGGUGGAUUAAGAUUCUCCUUGCACUCCUUCUUCCACUCAUCACAUCACCACAUUGUGGGGCUCAGCUUAGACCAGGGGUGAAUGGAAUUUGGAAUUCAGGUGCAGUACUUGCAAGAUGCGUAUUGACCUGACAACCAGACUUGGCCAUUUACAAGGACAAUUUUGGUAGAGUGUAGGAAAAGGCCUUCAUGUUCCCCUUUUAUAUCACUGGAGCAAUAAGCUUUCUAGGCCAAAGCAGCAAAAAGAGUUACGUUUUCAUCAGGUCAUCAUAUUCCCCGAGUCUCUGCAAUACCAGCCAUGACAGAGGGGAGAUGAUAGCUAGGGAACUAUAGCAAACCCUUGAGCACUUAGUGUUCCAGCCACUGUCACCAAGGGACUGUUGGGGUCUCAGGCAGUCUGUUGGUAAGGGAAAUGUGGUAAAAUGAGGUACUCAUACUGCUAUUGCUUUUUGCUUUUUUCACCUGGUAUCAAUAAUUAGCUUUCUCUGGUCUGCUUCCAUCUUUCCCUGUGAUGGUGUUGGACAGUGAAAGAUAAAGCAGGAUUUCCUAUCUACGACUGCUGUGUGCCCUUGAGAAUUAGCUUGACUUUGGACGUAAAACUUUUCAGAUCUUAGUCUACCUACUGCCUUUGUUUAUGGAUCUGUAGUUCUGUGGACCUCUGGCUCUGUCUUCAGAGGCACAGUGGAUUUGGGAGCAAUUCUUUUGUGGAAGUCCCAGAAUAAGACAAUUGCCAUCAAGUGAGUUUGCAUUCAUAAUUGGUUUGCCUUCCACCUAAUUUUAGUUCUCGUUGUCUCCAGUUUGGAGUCCCUGAGAAGGCUGGUUGUGGACUGAACUUGUGGAAGGAACCCUCUUCAGGAUUAUCUAAGUCCCAAGUGACCCUGAGCACCAGACUAGAAUUGUCACUGGGCCUGACUCAGCAUCUCCAGAGCCCAUGCCACAGCUUCCCUGCAUUUCCAGGUGUACCUUUGGAGGCCACCUUCUCCUGCAGAUUGUGAGGGGCCAAAAAGGCUUUCUUCUUCAUUCUCCUUCCCUUUUUCAAGUCUAGUAGGGAAAUCUCCUGUUUGCCCCAGCAGUGAAUAGUUGCCUUCCUACCACCUACCUGGGAGCCAAGAAUUUGGGAUACUUUGUCUUUAUCAAUAUGUCAAUUGAAAGGGCCUACUUUACUAGUUUUUUAAAAGCAAGGUAUGUUGGGGCGUUGAAUUUUUAAAUAGAAUCUCUUUUCAUGUUUGAGUGAUUGUUAUUCUUUCUAGAAGCAUUCUCUUGUUGUCAUGACCCAGUUAUGAAUGCUUUUGAGUUUAGGAAGGACAAAGUGAUGAAAUUUGCAUGAGACAGAAUAAAUAUCUUAUGAGGAGUGAAAGAACCUGAGGAAGAUACCUGCUCCGGAAGGGAACUAAUGCACAGCAGCCUUCUCAGUAGCCUGAAGGUUCGAGGAAACAGGAUUUACAGCCUUUGCCUGCUCUUAAAAUACAUAGAUCUAUGUAAAGGCAGUUUCUAUAGACACCACACGCACAGCCACACGAAGCACACAAUUCCCAGGGCUUCCUUUUUCUGAAUGUUAAUCCAUCUUAUAGACCAUCGAUUGCCAGACUUUCUUGAGUUUUUUAGAUUUUAUGCUCUCACUUUUUAGAGUUUAUGAGAGUGGUUCUUUCCUCUUUAAAAUGUACCAUAUGUGUUAUAUGUAUAUAUAAGUUAAUGUGACUUGAAAUUUAUUUGGUUUGACAUUAUCUCAAAAGCCCUAGAUAUUAGUAUUGAUAGCAUGGGGAGUCAUAGAAAGAAAGUUGAAUAUCACUGAUCUGACAGUAGGAUCCAGGAAGAAGUCGCUUUGGUUCCUGAUCAGUUAAUCCUCAGGUGUUUGAGUAACCAACCCAGUAAGACUUGGCAAAUGCAGUAAGCCACCCAAGGAAAGCAAAGUGGUAGUUUUUGCACAUAUUUCAGCAUGCAUUUUCAUUUCCUAUUCAGUUCUUAUUUUUUAUCCAAAUGCCCUUCUCAUUUUUCCCUAGGAAAUUUUUUAGUUUGGGACUUAAAACCAGAUUUAUCUGUUGUUGUAGAGACUUCCACAGACCCUGUGUUUUAGGGGCCUCCAUCAUCUCUGGGGGCUGGGGGGUAUAAAUAUCAUGUUCAUGUCAUUUCUAAACACCCAAGUGAAAAAUUUCAAUUCCCAGUCCACAAAAAGGUCGACUACUAAUUGACUCAAUGACCACUAUCCUGCAGAAAAGCUGAAAUAAAUAGUAAAGGUUAAAUUUUGACUGGUGCUUAGACAUUUCCUAGUUACAUUAAAAUUAACUCAAGCAGACAGCAGCAUAUUAACCUGAAUCACACCUGUGAGGAAUUUACCCUCUAAAUUUGAUUUCAUUUUUCAUCUCCAGGGCCUUAAUAAGAAUGUGUUAAUACACAUGACUAUUUUACAAUGAUAGCUCUAAAUAAUUUAUUUUUUAUUUCAAGAAAGAGAAAUACACCUUAGAAAAACAAAACCCAAGAUUUUAUUUUAUUUUUAAAGCCAUAUUUUUGUGCUAGUAGCACUUAGAUUGUUCCAUAUGUGAGAUCCAUAUCUGCAUUUCAUUACCUGGGUUUGUUCUAAAGAAGAUUUAUUUUUGUUCUGUGAAUAAUUUUUGAUGGUUCUUGUACAUGUACAGAUAUAGAUACGUUUGAGGUCUUUUAUUGAUAUUCCUACAAAGAAUACAAAUAAACUUUAACUUUAAACAUUUCAGACUAAAGUUGCUACUGUAUUUGACAUAUUACUAUCUUACUUCUAGCAUAUAUCUGGGUGAUUAGGAUACUUGGAGAAAAACCAGAAAGAAAAUGUAUGAGGGAACAUUAUUCUGAAGGUAUAUUUUAAUAUUAGGAACAAUGUGUCUUAGAAUUUCCCAGCUUACAGGUAGAUGCUUAGAUGCAGGACAAAUAGCUACCAUUAACUAUAUGGCAUUGUGAUAAUACCUUUAGAAAGCUCCUCAUUCUGGAGCAUUUGAAAUCUCUUUAAUGGCUUGUCGCUGAUAAAGAGUCCUCCACUUUGUUUAGAAGUAUGGCCCCACCUAGCUUCCCAGACCUCUACUGUCCUCUCAAUUCCCCACAUAGAUUAAUGGGGUUAAUGGGGUUUGUUUCAGGAUUUUUGUUGUUUGGUUCUUGGGAUUUUUUGUUCUUGUUUGCUUGUCAUUCUCAAAGUUAUUGUUCUAAAAUACCUCCAUCUUCUCCUGCUUACCUAUUUCAUUCUAUAAAAUCCAGCAAUGCAGGUUCCAUCCGUAGUUUUCUUUAGUCCUAGGUGUAGGUCUGAAAUUCCAUCAGUUAGCCUCUUCACAUAUCUGGAGUUAUUUCUAAUUCUGAUGUAUUAGGAAUUAAAAAACUAAAAUUCACUUAAAAUCCAGAGAAGAUUGUACAAGGAGACUCCAGAUCAG